Messenger RNA from Aspergillus tanneri, 1587 nucleotides. Its product is annotated as hexadecenal dehydrogenase. Bases 1 to 1587 code for a protein of 528 amino acids. Gene Ontology annotation, biological process: aldehyde metabolic process. The transcript has 5 exons. Gene Ontology annotation, molecular function: aldehyde dehydrogenase (NAD+) activity. Lineage: Eukaryota; Fungi; Ascomycota; Eurotiomycetes; Eurotiales; Aspergillaceae. The record is from RefSeq and is a predicted model, not a curated record. Gene Ontology annotation, cellular component: cytoplasm.
AUGGUCACCUCCAAUAUCCCAGAGAUCCAGUUCACUCCCAUCGAGGAGAUCCGCAGCCGCAGCGCCACUCUUCGCAAGACCUUUCUCGAACACAAGACGCGAGAUGUGGAGUUUCGGCUGGUCCAACUCCGCAAGCUCUACUGGGCUUUAAAAGAUCACGAACAGCAAAUCGCCGAUGCCCUCUAUUUGGACCUCAACAAACCGCGCUUCGAGUCGGAAAUCGCGGAGUCGUCAUGGCUACAGAAUGAUAUUGUGUUUGUGACGCGCCAUCUACACAAAUGGGUCAAGGAUGAGAAGGCCGAGGAUAUCGAACUCGCAUUCAAGUUUAUGAAUCCAAAGAUUCGGAAGGAUCCGCUGGGUUGUGUUCUGGUGAUCGGCGCUUUCAACUACCCUUUCCAGUUGACGCUCGGUCCGGUCAUUGGUGCCAUUGCCGCGGGUAAUACCGUGGUCAUCAAGCCCAGCGAAAAUGCCCCGUACAGUGCCGUCGUGAUGCAGCGCAUCGUGGAAGCCUCCCUCGACCCCUCGUGCUACACUGUUAUCCAAGGCGGCAUCCCCGAAACUCAGGCCUUGCUCGCGGAACGUUGGGAUAAGAUCUUCUUCACCGGUGGUGCCAAUGUCGGUCGCAUCAUCGCCAAAGCCGCUGCACCUCACUUGACCCCAGUGGUGCUGGAGCUGGGAGGGAUGAACCCGGCCAUUAUCACCAAGAACGCCGAUCCCAGACUCGUCGCCCGACGAAUGCUAUGGGGAAAGCACCUGAAUGCCGGUCAGGUGUGCACGUCGCAGAACUACUUACUGGUCGACAGGGCGAUUCUGCCGGCAGUCGUCGAGGAAUUCAAGAAGGCCUUCAAGGAGUUUUACCCUCGCGGAGCCAAGGAAUCUCCAGACUAUUCCCGCAUCGUCAGCGUUGCCGCCUUCCAACGACUCAAGUCGAUGAUCGACAAUUCCCAGGGCAAGAUCCUCCUGGGAGGUACAAUGGAUGAAGAGGAGCGGUUCAUCGAGCCGACUCUGGUGCAGGUGGAUUCGCCCGAUGACUCCAUGCUCACCCAGGAGAGCUUCGGUCCGUUGAUCCCCAUUCUGCCCGUUGACAACCUCGACGAAGCGAUCAACAUCGCCAACGGCAUCCAGAGCACGCCUCUGGGUAUCUACCCAUUUGGCUCUAAGGGGGAAGUGGAAAAGGUUCUCCGAAUGACCCGUUCUGGUGGUGUGUCCGUCAACGAUGCUGCGCUGCAUAUCCCGACCCUUCCAUUCGGCGGCGUGGGCGAGAGUGGCUACGGUGCCUACCGCGGAAGGUCCAGCUUCGACGUCUUCGUGCACCGCCGUCCCAUCACCAGCAGCCCCGGCUGGCUCGAGUCCAUCCUCGCGAUCCGCUACCCUCCCUACGCGGGCAAGCUGAGCAAGUUGAAAGCGGCCAGUACGCUGGCUCCUGAUUUCGAUCGCAGCGGAAGAAAGGUCCGACUUGGCUGGCUACGGUUCAUUUUGACUCUGGGCGGAGGCAGCGCGAAGGCUGGUGUAAGCAGGGCUGCCGUUGUUGCUGCGCUUGCCUACCUCGUGCUACAGAUUCUCGAGCGCCGAACCUCAAAGCUUUAG